AUGGAACAAGUGCAUAAGAAAUACAUGCACUGUGGUCCACAGUCUCUCCUAGCUAAUAUCCGUGAACGAUACUGGCCAAUUAAAGGCAAAUUGAUGGCAAGAUCAGUAGUACAACAUUGUGUACGUUGUACUAAAGCCAUACCACGGUUUUAUGAACAACUUAUGGGUAAUUUGCCAGCGACAAGAGUACAACCUAGGCGACCAUUUCUCACCACUGAAGUGGACUUUUGCGGACCUUUUUGGAUACAUUACAGAAUCCGAGGCAAGAGACCACAGAAGGCAUAUAUUGCUGUGUACUGUUGUUUUACAACUAAGGCAGUUCAUCUCGAAGUAGUUAGCGAUUUAACCACAGAUGCAUUCAUCGGAUCACUGAAACGUUUUAUUGCUCGAAGAGGACACUGUAGAAAUUUAUUUUGUGGCAAUGCCACAAACUUCGUGGGAGCAAACAAUCAACUAAUUGAACUUGCAGACUCAAUUCAAGCAAGUAAGGCACAAGAAAAGAUAAUUAACGAAUGUAAUGAAAUAACAUUUAAAUGA
This is a messenger RNA of Teleopsis dalmanni, 537 nucleotides long. RefSeq lists its product as uncharacterized. The transcript has a single exon. Bases 1 to 537 code for a protein of 178 amino acids. NCBI's taxonomy places the organism in Eukaryota, Metazoa, Arthropoda, Insecta, Diptera, Diopsidae. The record is from RefSeq and is a predicted model, not a curated record. Gene Ontology annotation, molecular function: nucleic acid binding.